Pygocentrus nattereri (red-bellied piranha) is the source of this 2527-nucleotide messenger RNA. RefSeq names its product GATA binding protein 1a (gene gata1a). Gene Ontology annotation, biological process: cell fate commitment; negative regulation of transcription by RNA polymerase II; positive regulation of transcription by RNA polymerase II. The record is from RefSeq and is a predicted model, not a curated record. The coding region runs from base 250 to 1428 and encodes 392 amino acids. The transcript is spliced from 7 exons. Gene Ontology annotation, molecular function: zinc ion binding; DNA-binding transcription factor activity, RNA polymerase II-specific; RNA polymerase II cis-regulatory region sequence-specific DNA binding. NCBI's taxonomy places the organism in Eukaryota, Metazoa, Chordata, Actinopteri, Characiformes, Serrasalmidae.
AAAUUCUCACACAGCCCCUACAGCUCCACACAGAGAUAAGAGAGAGAGAGCACACCAGUCAAACUGACCUCAGCUGAACACUGCAUGUGCCCUUCUUCUGCAGAGACACCUGACAGCCCAUCCAAUUCAAGAACUCACCUGUGAAGGCACCAGAUUGGCUUGAUAACGAUUGAGGUGAGGUGAAUACAUGCUGCAGAUGUCUGGUUCCUACCACCACCGCUGCGGACAAUUAUCUAAGCUGAAGUAAAAAUGGAGAAUCCCUCAGAGUCGCGGUGGGUCUCUCCCAGUUUGGUCAGUUCUGACCCGCUGGCCAGUUUUUCAUGCGAUUCAGGCCUCCUGCCAGCUGGAGAGGAAGAGGAGUCAUUCUACUCCUCAGAAACGGACUACAGUCUGCCAUCAUAUUUCAACAGUGGACAGAACCGAACUGCAUCCGCAUUCAGACACAGUCCAGUGCGGCAGGUUUACACGUCUCCGUCACUUCUGGGACAUCUUCCGUGGAUAGACAGUUCAGGAGGACAUAACAUGCUGACCUACAGCAGUCCCCCCACAGCCUGGACAUCCAGCUCCUUCACCAAACACCCCCACACUCCCCCACCACCAACACCUCUUUUCCCAACUAGCCCCUCCUCCUUCCCCUCUCCUGGCCGAGACAGUAAGGACACCCUGAAAGCAGAGCGUCUGAGCCCAGUGGGUGGAGCUGGGGGAACCUUUCUGAAUCUAGGUUCGUCUGCUGGUGGUGUGUACUCUCCUCCUCACACACACUCCCACUUGCUGGGCCCCUACAGCUCCUACAUGCCCCCACCCCAAGAUUAUGGCUCUGCAGGCCUUUACUCCACAGCAGGGGCCUGGAUCAACCCCCCAUCAUUUUCACCAAAAAUGAGGAAUAAAAUCAGACUCUCUCCUCCAGACGCUCGUGAGUGUGUGAACUGUGGAGCUACAGCUACUCCUCUGUGGAGGAGGGAUGGGACGGGGCAUUAUCUCUGUAAUGCCUGUGGCCUGUACCACAAAAUGAAUGGCCAAAACAGACCGCUCAUAAGGCCCAAGAAAAGACUGAUCGUGAGUAAACGUGCUGGGACGCAGUGUGCUAACUGCCAGACCAGCACCACCACACUGUGGAGACGCAAUGCUAAUGGGGAGCCGGUGUGUAACGCAUGUGGACUUUACUUCAAACUACACAAUGUGAACAGGCCACUGACCAUGAAGAAAGACGGGAUACAGACACGAAACCGCAAAGUAUCCAGUAGGAAUAAGAAGGGGAAGAAGAGUGGGGGGGCAGAGCUUUAUCCUGAUUUGGGCCCACCAAUGGUGCAGGAUGACUGUGUAGGGGCCUUUACAUUACCCCCGGGGCCCCUACUGUCCUACAACACCAACACACAUCUGCCAUACACACACCACCCAAACCAUGGUAUGGUGUCGACACUGGUUUGAAAAUAGUUCCUUAAUGAACUCUUACAAAAUCAGUUUCUUUUCUGUUAUGGAAUGGUAUGAUAUAAUAAACAGGCUGCCAAAUUUUUAAGAAAAGAUCUGAAGACCUAUCUAGAAAUAAAAUACACACACAUAUACACAGUACUGUGCAAGAGUCUUGCACUUAAGCAAAUUGAUAAAUAUCAUUCAACAAAGGCAAGAAGUAGUCUUUUUUAUAAAAACACCAUAUUAGAACAGAUGCAAAUAAUCAGAAAUACAAUAAACAAAUAACAACAAUUUCACAGUGUUAUUUCCAGAAAAUCUAGCAUGUUUUGGGAGGUAGCAUGAAGAACAAAGUUUGGUUCCAGAUGUCUCUAGCUAUCACAUAAAUUUGUUUAUUGUCAUCACCAACACUUUUGAUUUAACACAAUGAAGUGUCAAUACCAAAUCAGGUAUUGGUUGACAACUACAAAUGAUACUGGGCUGCCUGGAAGAGACUUUUGGAAAUGGUUAAAGGGCACAGGGACAUAGAAAAUACACCCCUGCAAAUAUAUGCUUACUGUCUAGGAAAAUAGCUUUGUGUGUGUGUAUAAACAGCCCAAAAUGACCACUGACUUACAUUAAACCUGGAGAUAUGACAUUUAUAUAUAUUUAUAUAUAUAUAUAUAUAUAAAAAGUUAUUCCAAGGUUAUUCCUUGUUUUCCCUGUAGGUUAACCCUUUAAAGUUCAUGGCCAUCCACAUACUCAGACUUAUUAUUCAGUAAUUACAAAGUGCGAAAUACUGCCAUUAGACAUGUAAACAUAUUAUUCUAGUGCUGUCUGACAUUCAUUUUUCUAUAAUUCUGGAAAAAGUGGCAAACCCAUUAGUGGAUGACAGAAAACAAGGUGUGUUUUUACAGUUAUUUUCUGUCAAGUGUAUAUAUUCAUGAAUGUUCUUUUUAUUUCUUAAAGAUUUACAUCCUGUGAUUCUGCAAAGAUUUGCAUUGUAUAUUAUAACAACACCAGAGGUUUUGAAGAGACUACACUUUCAUUGUUUUAUCAAAGUUUUAACUAUUGUGUCUUUUGUGAAUGUUGCCUACUUUUUUGCAGAAUGAGAAUGCAUUAAAAAAAAUAAUCAACCUUU